Urocitellus parryii (Arctic ground squirrel) is the source of this 769-nucleotide messenger RNA. RefSeq names its product LBH regulator of Wnt signaling pathway (gene Lbh). Gene Ontology annotation, cellular component: nucleus. Gene Ontology annotation, biological process: positive regulation of DNA-templated transcription. Lineage: Eukaryota; Metazoa; Chordata; Mammalia; Rodentia; Sciuridae. The record is from RefSeq and is a predicted model, not a curated record.
GCUCGGUGAAGAGCAGGGCGCUCGGUCUGCACCGCCGACGCCGCUGGCAGCCGGGCUGUCUGGGAAAGGCGGACCGGCGAAAGCCCAGUGCUCGCGCUCGGCCUCUGCCGCGCCCGUUUGCGCCCGUGUCAUCCUCACUCGGGACGCAGUGACCGUUUUUAAAUCACAAGGGCGUGGGUCAGCCUUCCCUAGGACUUCAUGUCUGUAUAUUUCCCCAUUCACUGCCCUGACUAUCUGAGAUCGGCCGAGAUGACUGAGGUAAUGAUGAACACCCCAUCCAUGGAGGAGAUUGGCCUCAACCCCCGGAAGGAUGGCCUUUCCUAUCAGAUUUUCCCGGACCCGUCAGACUUUGACCGCUGCUGCAAACUGAAGGACCGCCUGCCCUCCAUAGUGGUGGAACCCACCGAGGGGGAGGUGGAGAGCGGGGAGCUCCGGUGGCCCCCCGAGGAGUUCCUGGUUCAGGAGGAUGAGCCCGACAACUGCGAAGAGACAGCGAAAGAAAAUAAGGAGCAGUAGGGUCCUAGUGGGUGCCCUGGGUCGAUCGUGCCAGCCAGCAUCUGUUCCUGAACUGUGUUUUUUCCCAUCUGGAUGGAAGAAGAGAGUGAGCCACAAUCGUUCUGAAAAUGUCAAACGAGGCUUCCGUUUUGCACCUGCAAAUCACCAAAUUGGUUUUCUUUUCUUUUCUUGUCUUCUUCUUUUUUUUUUUUUUUAAAUCCGCUGAGCAGUGGAGCCCUCUGACAAAAACUUGCAAGGCCUUCUGAGAAAUGAA